AGGGAGCGUCGAUUGGCGGAGAGGACAGGGGGCUUUCUAGAAGAUGACCAUAGAGGAUCUUCCUGACCCUUCCAUAGAAGGAGACUCAUUGACUAGAAGAUACCAGUAUUUCAUUCCAGGCUCUGAAGAUUCAGUAACCUAUUCGGUUUCUGCAGCACCAAUGCCUUCUGAAUGUGAGUUCUCCUUUUUUGAUCCCAAUGAUGCAGCAUGCCAGGAAAUUCUCUUCAGCCCCAAAACGUCUGUGUCUGAACUAUUUGCUAUCUUAAGACAGUGGGUCCCUCAAGUCCAACAGAACAUUGAUAUCAUUGGGAAUGAGAUCAUCAAGAGAGGCUGCAAUGUGAACGACAGAGAUGGUUUGACUGACAUGACUCUUUUGCAUUACACAUGCAAGUCAGGGGCUCAUGGUAUUGGGGAUGUGGAGACUGCAGCCAAAUUUGCCUCCCAACUUAUUGACUUGGGUGCAGAUAUCAAUUUAAGGAGCCGUUGGACAAAUAUGAAUGCUUUGCACUAUGCUGCCUACUUUGAUGUUCCAGAGCUCAUUACUGUCAUUUUGAAAAAUGCAAAGCCAAAAGAUGUGGAUGCCACCUGCAGUGACUUUGAUUUUGGAACAGCCUUGCACAUUGCUGCCUUCAACUUGUGUACAGGAGCUGUAAAGCGUUUAUUGGAACAUGGAGCCAAUCCUGCCUUUAGGAAUGACAAAGGGCAGACGCCAGCAGAUGUAGUUCCUGACCCAGUAGACAUGCCACUGGAGAUGGCAGAUGCAGCAGCGAGUGCCAAAGAAAUCAAGCAGAUGCUCUUAGAUGCAGUACCUCUGUCUUGUGACAUUUCCAAGGCCAUGCUUCCAAACUAUGAUAAUGUCACUGGCAAAGCCAUGCUUGAAUCCCUUGGCUUAAAGCUGGGAGAUCGGGUUGUCAUUGCAGGACAGAAGGUUGGCACGUUACGAUUUUGUGGCCCAACCGAGUUUGCCAGUGGACAGUGGGCUGGCAUAGAAUUGGAUGAAUCCGAAGGCAAAAACAACGGGACUGUUGGAAAGGUGCAGUACUUCAAGUGUGCACCGAAACAUGGUAUCUUUGCACCUCUCUCUAAAAUAAAUAAAGCUUCCGAACACAAAAAGAAAACCAGAGUUUCUUCCUCGCGAAUUUUGCCUACGGUCAAGUCCAAGAAAAUUGACAUAACGCAUGUAACUUCCAAAGUUAAUUCUGGCUUGUCAACAAUGAAAAAAGAGACGACGUCUGACUCCAUGUUUUUGGUCGGCGAAGAAAGAAUGAAAUCUCCACCAGCAACCUCCUUUGGAUCCAGAAGCUCUUCAUCUUCCACUACAUCUUUGGACAAUAAGCAAAAUUGUCCCACGAAGUGGAAUUCCAGAAGCAAGAAGAAGAAGGAAGACUUGAAAGCAAAUUCUGUUGCAUCCAAAGGAGUUGCCGGGGGAAAUAACACUUUUCCGUUAGCAAAGAGGAAUCCUUUUGAUGAAGGACAAAUUCAGAUUGGAGACAGAGUCCUGGUGGUAGGACAAAGAACUGGAAUAGUUAGAUUCUAUGGGGCAACCAAGUUUGCACCAGGGUUUUGGUGUGGAAUAGAACUGGACAAGCCUCACGGUAAGAAUGAUGGUUCAGUGGCCGGUGUGCAGUACUUCAGCUGCCCCCCAAGAUAUGGCGUCUUUGCACCACCAUCCAGAGUGCAGAGACUAACAGGAUCACUAGACUCCCUUGCAGAUGUUUCAUCAAGUAAAAUGAAUAAUUCUUUCCCUGGUUUUCGACGCAGUUUCAGUACAACCUGUGCAUCUUCCCAAAAGGAGAUAAAAAGGAAAAAUUCUUUUGUCAAAUCCAACAACCCUUCGCUGCGGCGCAGUUGGAGCAACACCACCACCGCUACGGCCAGCACCGAGGGCCCUGUGAAGCUGCACGAGGGCUCCCAGGUCCUCCUGAGCAGCUCCAGUGAGAUGGGCACCAUUCGCUACAUUGGGCCCACGGACUUUGCCCCAGGUGUGUGGCUUGGCCUGGAACUGCGGAGCGCCAAGGGCAAAAACGAUGGCUCUGUGGGUGACAAGCGCUAUUUCACUUGCAAGCCGAACUACGGAGUCUUGGUGCGGCCAAGCAGAGUCACCUAUCGUGGGAUUAAUGGGAUGAAACUUGUGGACGAUAUCUGUUGAAGAAAAUGCUCUAACCCUGGGAAGUGAGGAUGUAAGAAAUAAAGUGCACAAAGGAUUCCUGCCCAUCACCUGCAUGGAGUUCUGUCGUAUCUAAUGUCGCACUUCUGUAACAUGAACAGAGCUCUCGCCUGAUUGGAGCGCAUUAGGACUCGGAGGACUGUGAUCUUAAGAGCUUCCCCUACAGAACAGUCCUUGCCUGAGUGCUGCUUGUAUAAAAGACACCUUGGGGUUGAGCUGCCAUAUUAUUUGAAUAAUAGACUGUUUUCUCUCUGGCUCCGUAUUGCCAUGCUUUGCCACUUCACAAAUGAGCUUUUUCAUCCUAUAUCCUAAUGAAGCUGUAAUGUGACUUGAUAUAGCAGAGCUUGUUAAACAAAGGAGUAGGAUUUGUCAGCUGCCUUCGCCUUCUCUAAAAAAAAAAAGCAAUAAAGAAGGAGGAAAAUGACAAUAUUUAAGGAUGGGGGAAAUAUUGAGAAGCUGUUUGCUUAUUAUUCAGACAGCUCCCCCAAAGCACAGACUAACCAAUUGGAAAGAGACGAAUGUGCUCCUUCAAUGCUAUGUACAUAAAAAGCCUGAAUAAAGGGCUGGCAGGGGGAGCUAAUAAAAGAGCACAAAUAUUUUCAGGUUUGUAGUCAAAGCACUUUUUAACAGUAUCUAGGUGUGUGUGUGUGUUUUUAAAAAAGUCAGCAGCAUGCCAGAAGCACUUUCAAAAAUACAGUUGGCACAAAGUUGAUGCACUUUUAUCUCUCCUCUCUGGAGAGUCUUUACCUGAUGUUCAGGAGAAAUGGUUUUCUUAGUUGAGGCGGCAGCCUGUUGCACUGCAACAUUUUAUAUGAACCAAAAGCUCUCUAGUAAAGCUUUCCAGCCAGGAGCUAGAUUGGCCGAUGGGUCACUUUAAGGUCAGAUAGAGAUAACAGGCCAAGAUCAUGUGUGCAUGGAGGUGCACCCCCUCCUGCCUGUAGAAACAGGCAUCCUCCUCGCAUGGGGUGUGUGGGUGUGGAGAGGGAGUGUCUCCCUCUUCUGGUUUGUGACCACCUAAAGUCAUUGCCAGAGUUCUCAGCUUGGGUGAAGCACUUCAGCCUGGUCUGAUCAUGGCUGCCAUAUUGGAGGAGAAGUUGCCAAAAACCUUUGGAUGAUUCCAAUGUUACUGUAGCUGCACGUUUCUCUUCCUCCUAGGAGAGCAACUCAGGAUCUUUAGCUGGAGCCACUGUGUCAAGCCAGCAAAAGUCUAGGGGGUGAGUUAGGCCAUAUGGCAGUUGUCCACUUGAAAUCAGACAAAACUGGAGAACAGCCAAAAUAAUCCAACUGAAUGAAGAGACAGUCUCAGUUGUUGAAAUUUUGUUGUUGUUGAUGUAGCCCCUUGGGCUUCUUCAAGGAAUUUUGUUUUUCUAAGAUCCUGAGGUUUGGUUUCUUCAAUUCCAUUGAGUUGGCUACUUCGCCCACCAACCAUCAGUUGCCAGCUUGGAGUCAAAAAUUAAGAUGGACCUAUAUCUUGGUGCUUGCAUUCCCAGAGCCAUUUGGACUUUGAUGUUCUGUACAGUGCGCAAUAAGAAUUAUCUAUCACUGUGGGCACAUCGUUUAAAAAAGCUCGUCAUAAUGUUUUGUGCGGAAGCCUUUGCUAUUUUUCUGUAAUUGCUACAAUGUUGUGAGAAGCAUGACCUAUUGGUGUAUCUUUAAAAACGCACACAGCAUUUAAAACACUUAAAUAAUGGAGUGAUUAUGAAUUUAUAAUUUCAAUUGAUAUGAAAUACAUCAUACAUCUUAAUUGUUUGGCAUAUUUUAAUUCUUCUUAUAUGUAUUCAGAUAACUUAAAAGCCACAAAAGCCACAAAAUGGCUUCAUUCUUGAAAAUGAGGUAGCUUGUCAAAUUGCACUUAAAAGUCCAUUUAAAGGGAUAUUAGUCUCUUUUUUGACUAAGUUUGAGCUAUUUAUAAAAGUAUGUAUUAUAUUUUCAGCAUUGCUAGAACAAUUAUCCUCAUCUGCAUUAAACAUGAAAAAGCUGCAAUAUUGCUAAUGCAUAUUUUUAAGGUAAUGGUAAUAAAUUGUGACUAUAAACAUGCAUUUAGUUAUAAGUCAUCUGAAAACUAGUGAUAAGUAUUUGAGGAUGCAAAUGUACCUUAAUGCACUGAACCUUGCCAUGGCCAACAUCUGUUUCUUUGUUGUUUAAAUUGUGUUUUUUUUUUCAUAAGACUGCUGUUGAUAGUUGUGUGACUGUAACGAUGCCCAUUGCUUUUAAGAAAAUUGAGCUAUCACAGUAUCCUUUUUUGAAUCACUUUCUUUUUAUGUUAACUUGAAGAUUAUGUAUUUAGGAUAGUGAGCAGCAGCUGUAAUGUAAUAAAGCAGAUGUUUUAAAUA
Molecule: messenger RNA, 4500 nt
Organism: Elgaria multicarinata webbii
Lineage: Eukaryota; Metazoa; Chordata; Lepidosauria; Squamata; Anguidae
Gene: CLIP4
Product: CAP-Gly domain containing linker protein family member 4
Exons: 16
Coding region: 44-2149 (701 amino acids)
Biological process (GO): establishment of mitotic spindle orientation; nuclear migration involved in conjugation with cellular fusion; cytoplasmic microtubule organization
Cellular component (GO): microtubule plus-end; spindle pole body; microtubule associated complex
Molecular function (GO): microtubule plus-end binding
Source: RefSeq, a predicted model, not a curated record